AUGCCUCGGAGACAGCGCUCAAAGGUCAACAAGAGACCAGAAAUCGGCACUUUGAACUGCAGCUGGGGAAUGUUUUCCAAAGCCAACGCCUUAUUCCGACAAUACGAUGUCGAUGUAGUGGUCAUUGCAAGGAGACCCGAUGGUGGUAUAGGAGGCUAUCAAUCGCGUCCUGGUCUAGCUCGGGACUUCCUACAGAUCAACGAGCAGGAUCUGCUUGGGCCUCAUGAGGUGGAUCCCUAUAUGUCCAAACCAAGCAAGGGGGUCGCGGUCCUAAGAGCUAUGAGCUCGUCGAGAUCCUCGUCAUGUCUCGACUCGACAGAAAAUCGCUCGUCGAGAUCGUCGUCAUCAUGUGUCGACUCGAUAGGAAGCGAAACAUCACCCGGCAUCAUGGAGGAAGCAGAGCCUGGUGUCGCGCUUCUGAAUAUUGUACGUACUCCUCACUGUGAGGAGGGGGAGGGGUUCAUGGAAGAGCCCUUGCAUCCAUGGGCUGAGGUUCACAGCAUCCCAAAUGCCCAGCGCUGUGCCUCCCCAGAAACCAUUUGUCCCAUUCGCAUCACAAAACCGGCCAAGCAGUCUAGUCACAAGACAAAGGAGGACAUUCGCCAACCAACUCCUUUGUCUAGGAUCAAGAGAGAGGAAAUCCUAGCACUCAUCAAGAAGUUCGAAUGA
This is a messenger RNA of Metarhizium robertsii ARSEF 23, 669 nucleotides long. RefSeq lists its product as uncharacterized. The transcript has a single exon. Bases 1 to 669 code for a protein of 222 amino acids. The record is from RefSeq and is a predicted model, not a curated record. Lineage: Eukaryota; Fungi; Ascomycota; Sordariomycetes; Hypocreales; Clavicipitaceae.